UGUCAAACAGACCACCUGACUGUAUGCUUCAGUCCGGAUAGAUUUAAUCUAUACAAGACAUUUAUCCUCUAAAAUAUAUUUACAUUUAGCGACUUUCUUGAUCGCUAGUACACUCAAGUCUGCUUUCGAUUAAUGGACAACCUCCCAUUCAAUGUACGGACAGUUAUUUAUUUUUUGUGUUGUGGAGAAAAAAAAAAAUAAUAUCUGGCUUUAAGCAAAAAUCUUCCUCUCAGUUUGAAAAGCUAAAUUAGCUGCCACCAGCCAGCGUCGACUCGAAGUCUCAGAGCAGACAGCUAUGCAGAAGACAUGAGAGCGAAGAAAGCUUCGUCCUUCUGAACGUUUUUAACUGUCUCCUGCGUCAUCACUCAUCUUUAUGAAAUGAAUUUCUUGCGUAAUCGCCUCGUCGUCCUGGGCCUGGUGCUGUUGGCCACCUUACUGCUGUACCUGCUGCUGCCCUCCAUUCGACAGGGCAGCAUGGAGCCGUCUCUCGAGGCCCAGAGAAUGGGGCUGAUGGUCACCCCACCUCCUCCGCUCCCGACCAUCAACGUGUCUAUUCGCACCGGGCAGCUGCCCGGGGACCCUCCGUUGUUCUUCCGAGAAGCUUUACCUGUGGAUGGAGCUGGGCGGCAGAUAUUGCCGAGGUUGCAAGUGGUCCUUCUGCACGGCCAAGCCUUCACAUCCAAAACAUGGGAAGAACUCGGUACAAUGGCCCUGCUGGCAAUUAAUGGAUACCAGGCUUUAGCCAUGGACCUGCCAGGAUAUGGAAAGUCACCAGACUCAGAGGCUCUAAAGACUGACCAAAAUCGUGUGGACCUCCUGUCGAGGUUCAUGGAGUCCUUGGGUGUCAGGGCAGCCGUGCUUCUGAGCCCCUCCAUGAGUGGACAUUACUCCAUCCCCUUCCUGGUGAAGAACAGCGCUCAGCUACACGGCUUUAUUCCCAUAGCACCAGUUGGUACCAGGAGUUACUCCCCACAGCAAUACCAAAAUAUUAAGACACCAACUCUAAUCGUGUACGGAGCCCUCGACACAAACCUGGGGGCCCAGUCCCACAAGAACCUCAUACAGCUUCCACAUCACUCUGUGCUGAAGUUAGAAGGAGCUCGCCACGCUUGCUACAUGGACAAACCCAGAGAAUUUCACCAAGGACUGAUCGAGUUCCUCAGCAAGCUGAAGUGAGACGUUUAGAGGCAGUAGACAAUAGGGGGGAAAAAAGGAAGCCAAGAAUAAGAUGAAAAGGCAACACUCGUCCUGAGUUUUGUGCAGGGUGAAGAUGAGAUUACAGCUGAGUAAGAGAGAAGAGCUCGUGCACAACUACUGUUGGCUGUUGAAAAGCUUAAAUUUAGUGUGAAGACAGGUCACAGGAAGAAGGCUUGGUUUGAAAAGAAAGUUAAUAGUACUUUACUUCAGAUGUUGCUGUUGAAUGAAUGUGUUAUUUUUUUCUGUGUCAUCGUGACUAGUUCUGCUUGUUGUAAAACAAAUAGCGUCAGACGUGUAACUUGGUGAAUUUUGUUCCAUGUGUUCCAUCACGUGCCCCUCAUUGCAUGUACAAACAUGAACUGUGUUUGUGUUACCAUUUGUUAGGUGACAUGUAGGUAACUGCAAAUAUACAAGCGGUUACUUGUAUUUAAGAGCUUUUACUGAGUUUCACAUUUGACAGACUUGUAUUCUAAGAUCUGGUAACCAUUCCAGCUUCCCACAAGCAUGUACUGUUCUCAACAAACAGAACUGAUACAUGUUGUAAUAAAAAAAAGUGUAUAAAAGAGUAUGGAUCAUAUAAAAAUGACUUAAAAGUAAAAGAAAACACGUUUGUAUAUAGUGCUGAUAAAGUUCAGUGUAAUAUAUUUGCAAUAAGUUUGGACAAUCAUGCAAAAGAAAACUUAAAGAUGUGUGCAUUGCUUAAAAUAAAAACAAAAAAUGGG
Molecule: messenger RNA, 1919 nt
Organism: Mugil cephalus (flathead mullet)
Lineage: Eukaryota; Metazoa; Chordata; Actinopteri; Mugiliformes; Mugilidae
Gene: abhd14a
Product: abhydrolase domain containing 14A
Exons: 5
Coding region: 379-1176 (265 amino acids)
Cellular component (GO): cytoplasm
Source: RefSeq, a predicted model, not a curated record